This is a messenger RNA of Ciona intestinalis (vase tunicate), 1400 nucleotides long. Its product is annotated as N-acetylglucosamine-1-phosphotransferase subunit gamma-like. Gene Ontology annotation, cellular component: Golgi apparatus. The record is from RefSeq and is a predicted model, not a curated record. NCBI's taxonomy places the organism in Eukaryota, Metazoa, Chordata, Ascidiacea, Phlebobranchia, Cionidae.
CAUAUUGUCCUUGCUAUCCGGUGUGACCUUGGACAAUCUGGCUCUGAAAUAUUUUGCGGUUUUAAUGCGACGACCAGAGUAGACAGGGGUUGACAUCUAAGUUUUUUAUGCAACCCUCCGUUGAUUUACGUGACCGUCUAAGUUUGUAUGCAUUUUAAAGAUACUUUAUUUUUCAAUAGACAUGAGUGGACCAAGGAAGUUAAAACAAAGUUUUUAAUCUUUUUGCGUAAGUUUAAAUACUAAGCACCAAACAGGUCACGCUACAGAUUCAAAAUCAUAAAUGUGUCCACUCAUUAAAGCUCAGCACUCUUGUACUUCCUAUUCGGGUAUCUCCCGAAAGAAACGAAUUUUGUUUUGUACCUACAAUUUGAUAUGCAAGUAUCCAAUGUAGAACAAUAGUUUACUACAGAAGAUCUUGAAGAGAAAGGUAUUCACUUAUUUCUUUACUUACUUUCUAGUUCUAUAGGUUUUCAUUUUAUAAUAAUGAUCACGUUACUUGUGUACUGCUUCGUUGCAUUGUUUACAUGCAGUGACGCAAUUGACAUAAUGCAAAUGAAAAUAGUCAAUGAGGUUUCAAAUUAUGGUUGGAAUGCUGGUGUAGGUGCAGAUUCCAGGUCAAAACUAACAGCCAGGGUGUCUCCAGCAUCAUUUUCUGGCCCAACAAGUCUAAAAGCUUUGUCUCGCAAGUGUUUUUCCUACAUGGGUGACUAUAAGUAUGAGCUUUGCCCGUUUCAUAAUCUCACUCAACAUGAACGGUCAAUGAGGUGGAACCCAUAUAGUGGUGUUGUUGGUGUUUGGAAAGAAUGGGAGAUAGCAAAUAACACGUUUAAAGCCAUGAUUAUGAAGAAUGGUGAUGACUGUGGCUCUGUCACACGCCAGGCUCGUGUUUUAUUAAAGUGUGGCACAGUUAAUAAUAUAACUUCUGUAACAGAGCCUAGUCGGUGUCAAUACGAACUUAUUUUUGAAACUCCACUUGCUUGUCAUCCAGAUUCAAUGCUGGUUUAUGUAACAAUGAAUGCUAGUUUGCGAUAUGAAUGGGACAAUAUAGAACAAGCUCAUUACAAUGAGUUCAUUACAGAAAAAGGUUACAAUCGAAAAUUAUUGGAACUCUUUGACAAAGCUGGUUUUCUAACAGUGCCAGAAGAUAACAUUGUUUCACAGGAUAUACAAGAGUUUACAUCGGUACAAACAUGUAAUGUGGAAUAUCAGAAACUGCUUUCUGAAGUAACAAAAUUACGAAAAUUAAACAGUAAUAACAGCUCGUAGUUCCGGGAUGGGCAACACAAUUAAAAUGUAUGUGACAAUAUUUAUGCAACAUCUAAUACAUAUAAUAUAUUAUACCUAUGUUAUAAAAAUUUGUGCAAUCAAAGAAAUAAAAAUUGGUAAAAUCGUUUGUAAAA